Centrocercus urophasianus (Greater sage-grouse) is the source of this 2548-nucleotide messenger RNA. RefSeq names its product cytochrome P450 26A1. Lineage: Eukaryota; Metazoa; Chordata; Aves; Galliformes; Phasianidae. Bases 34 to 1512 code for a protein of 492 amino acids. The record is from RefSeq and is a predicted model, not a curated record. The transcript has 7 exons. Gene Ontology annotation, molecular function: heme binding; monooxygenase activity; iron ion binding. Gene Ontology annotation, biological process: sterol metabolic process.
GCUCGGCUCGGCUCGCUGUCCCGCUGCCCCACCAUGGGCUUCUCCGCCCUGGUCGCCAGCGCCCUGUGCACCUUCCUGCUGCCCCUGCUGCUCUUCCUGGCCGCCGUUCGGCUCUGGGACCUGUACUGCGCCAGCGGCCGCGACCCCAGCUGCCCGCUGCCGUUGCCCCCGGGUACCAUGGGGCUCCCCUUCUUUGGGGAGACGUUGCAGAUGGUGCUGCAGCGGCGGAAAUUCCUGCAGAUGAAGCGCAGGAAAUACGGCUUCAUCUACAAGACUCAUCUCUUCGGGCGGCCCACGGUGCGGGUGAUGGGCGCCGAGAAUGUGCGGCACAUCCUGCUGGGUGAGCACCGCCUGGUCUCCGUGCAGUGGCCCGCCUCGGUGCGCACCAUCCUGGGCUCGGGCUGCCUCUCCAACCUCCACAAUGGGCAGCACAAACACCGCAAAAAGGUGAUCAUGCGGGCCUUCUCCCGGGACGCCCUGCAGCACUAUGUGCCCGUCAUCCAAGAGGAGGUGAGUGCCUGCCUGGCACAGUGGCUGGGUGCUGGGCCCUGCCUGCUGGUGUACCCUGAGGUGAAGCGCCUCAUGUUCCGCAUCGCCAUGCGCAUCCUGCUGGGCUUCCAGCCCCGCCAGGCCGGCCCUGACAGCGAGCAGCAGCUGGUGGAGGCCUUCGAGGAGAUGAUCCGCAACCUAUUCUCCCUCCCCAUCGAUGUGCCUUUCAGUGGGCUCUACCGGGGCUUGAGGGCACGCAACAUCAUCCAUGCCAAGAUUGAGGAGAACAUCCGUGCCAAGAUGGCCCGCAAGGAGCCUGAGAGUGGUUACAAGGACGCGCUGCAGCUGCUGAUGGAGCACACACAGGGUAACGGAGAGCAGCUCAAUAUGCAGGAGCUGAAGGAGUCUGCCACAGAGCUGCUGUUUGGGGGCCAUGAAACCACUGCCAGUGCUGCCACAUCGCUGAUCGCCUUCCUGGGGCUCCACCAUGAUGUUCUGCAGAAAGUGAGGAAGGAGCUGCAAGUAAAGGGGUUACUGUCUGGUCCCAACCAAGAGAAGCAAUUGGACAUGGAGGUCUUGGAGCAGCUGAAGUACACAGGCUGUGUUAUCAAGGAGACCCUCAGGCUGAGCCCUCCCGUUCCUGGAGGAUUCCGAAUAGCACUCAAGACACUUGAGCUGAAUGGAUACCAGAUCCCCAAAGGCUGGAACGUUAUUUACAGUAUCUGUGAUACCCACGAUGUGGCCGAUCUCUUUACUGACAAGGAUGAGUUCAACCCAGACCGCUUCAUGUCUCCGUCUCCAGAGGACUCCUCUAGGUUCAGUUUCAUUCCUUUUGGUGGGGGCUUGAGGAGCUGCGUAGGCAAAGAGUUUGCGAAAGUCCUUCUAAAAAUAUUUACGGUGGAGCUGGCGCGAAGCUGUGACUGGCAGCUGCUAAAUGGACCUCCUACAAUGAAAACGGGCCCCAUAGUGUACCCUGUGGACAAUCUGCCUGCCAAAUUCAUAGGUUUCAGCGGCCAAAUCUGAGUGCUCAACGCUUCCCUCCGGCUGGAUUUCAGUAUAACAUCUCAUAUGUACAUAGUAACUUUUUAUUGUAACGAAGGCCUUUAAAUAUUUAAACUUGUAAAUGUACAGUAGUUAUUUAUGUCUAAGUAUUUCAAAAGGCUAUGAUUUUUUUCCCCAAGCACUACAAUUAUGGGUCGCUGAUUCAUAAUUAGAUAAUUUUAUUUCUAUAGAAAUAAGUUUUUCCCUAUUUAAAAAUCUUACUGCAAGCUGGCCAGAUACAUGUUUGACAAGACAUUUCACCAUGGUGUAUGCAUUCAGAAAUAUUCUCAAAGGCAUUUGGAACAACGGCAAGUAGCUAUCAUCCAAAUUAUCUAAAUCAUUAUGGUUUGAGGUUUUCAGUAUUAUUUGUGUCUAGACCUCAUGUCUAAUGUGUGAAUUUUAAGUUUGAUAAUAAAGUUUAUUUUUGAAGAUCCUCUGUAUGAAGAUCUGCCUACGUACUAGAGGGUAGCUUAGCCAGAUAAAUGAGUCUAAAGGGUUUGAAUAUCAAUCAGGCUUGCUUUUGUGGAUAUGCUGUUUGCUGUUUUUAUGCUCACACCUCUCCCCUACCCUCUUGCCCCACAUGUGCUUCUCACUUGUGCACAGUAAACUGUUUCAGCACUGUGAUAUGACAGUAACUGCUAUGCGUCUCUUUAUCAUAAUGUUGAGACAUAGUAAAUAAGGAAGUAAAGGGAAGCAGAAGAACAGCAUGUAACACGAGUGUUUAUCUGGAACUGGAGAAAACAGGUAGGGAGAAAAAAACUCCAUGAAGGUUCUCUCCUCCUGUGUUACUGCUGACCUGUAUAAACAGAGCACUGGCUCUUGUUCUAUGUUGAGUCUGCAGUCCAUGAGCCUUUACUUACAAAGGUGUCUCUUAUCAGCUGUUAGAGCAAAUAAAAUCUGCUAUGAUUUCUUGUUAAAAUGCAACAGUUCUGCGUAGGUCAGAGAUGGAGUGUACAUUUGGUUUAAGAACUUCUUUCCUGGAAUUCAGCAAAGUGAAAACUAAAAGGCAGGCACUAAU